ACGAGGACGCUUUUUUGCUUUUCGUCUCUCUCUUCACUUCCUCUCACCUCUCUCUGUUUACACGAUUCUUCUUCUAUGUCUUCUUUCUCCGUUGUCAAUUACUUCUCUACACUUCAUUUUCUUUUAAGAGGAAUUACGAUUUGGGUUUCGAUUUCCGGCGAAUCACUGAAAGUGAUGACAGUAUAAUGUCUUAUGCUUAUCAUCAUCACCGUCGGAGGCAUUCCUCUUCACGUCUAUGGAUUUUAAUGCCGGAGUUCCUAUGUCCUCUCUUUCACCUCUGAUGAAUCAAGGUCCUGAUCAGAUGCAAUGUGGCAAAUGAAUUUGAGUUCAGACGAAACAAUGGAAACUGGUUCUUACCCAGAACGACCAGGAGAGCCGAAUUGUUCUUAUUUCAUAAGAACUGGACUUUGUAGAUUUGGUUCAACUUGUCGGUUCAAUCAUCCUCGUGAUCGGGAACUGGUUAUAGCCACUGCAAGGAUGAGAGGAGAAUACCCUGAAAGGAUUGGUCAGCCUGAAUGCGAGUACUACCUUAAGACAGGAACCUGCAAGUUUGGAGUAUCGUGUAAGUUUCAUCAUCCUAGGAACAAAGCUGGGAUUGCUGGAAGAGUCUCUCUCAAUAUGUUAGGCUAUCCUCUACGCUCGAAUGAGGUUGAUUGUGCUUAUUUUCUGAGAACUGGGCACUGUAAAUUUGGUGGGACUUGUAAAUUCAACCACCCUCAGCCUCAACCAACAACCAACAUGAUGGUUCCUGCUUCAGGCCAACAGUCUUAUCCUUGGUCAAGAGCUUCUUUUAUUGCCAACCCUCGAUGGCAAGAUCCGUCUAGCUUCACCCCCUUGAUUAUGCCUCAAGGAGUUGUCCCGGUUCAAGGAUGGAACCCUUACAGUGGUCAGCUCGGCUCAGUUUCUCCUUCAGGUACCGGAAAUGAUCACAACUACAGAAACUUGCAGCAGAACGAGACCAUAGAGUCAGGGUCUCAGUCUCAAGGGUCAUUCUCGGGUUUCAAUUCGGGAUCCUCUGUUCCACUAAGAGGGUUCUAUGCAUUGCCGAGGGAAAAUGUUUUCCCGGAAAGACCCGGACAACCCGAAUGCCAAUUCUACAUGAAGACAGGUGACUGCAAAUUUGGCACAGUUUGCAAGUUUCAUCAUCCUAGAGACAGACAAGUUCCUCCUCCUGAUUGCCUCUUAAGUCCCAUUGGCCUCCCUUUACGCCCGGGAGAACCGUUGUGUGUGUUCUACACUCGGUAUGGAAUCUGCAAAUUUGGUCCAAGCUGUAAAUUUGAUCACCCAAUGCGAGUAUUCACAUACGAAAACACAGCUUCGGAGACAGAUGAGGUUGUUGAAACAUCAAGUGGGAAUCCCACAAGACAAGCAGCGACUACCUCUGGUAAAGACACAACCAUUGAUACACAGCAAUGAAGAAACAAAAGAAGAAAGGGCUUUAAAAAAAAAAAAGCUUUGAUUUUUCAAAGAGGAAUCUGUAAAUUCUCAUUUUAAUUUUAAUCUCAAGCUUUUUAUUAUUAAUAAUGUAUAGAGGUGAUUAUACAAACUGAUAUUGAUCUGAUCUGGUCGCCAUUGUUGUAAUAUUAUUUUGGCGAAUCAGGUGAAUAAAUGAUGAUCAAGUAAUUUCCUCAAAUUUGACUUUGGAGGAAAUAAGGUAACAUUGUUUUAUA
Messenger RNA from Eutrema salsugineum, 1670 nucleotides. RefSeq names its product zinc finger CCCH domain-containing protein 33. The record is from RefSeq and is a predicted model, not a curated record. The coding region runs from base 307 to 1416 and encodes 369 amino acids. Gene Ontology annotation, molecular function: mRNA binding; metal ion binding. Lineage: Eukaryota; Viridiplantae; Streptophyta; Magnoliopsida; Brassicales; Brassicaceae. The transcript is spliced from 7 exons.